AUGCCGCGACGUAGAGCCCGCGCGGGGCGCCGCAGCCGCAUAACAACCGACAUGAAGAAAUACCUGUGUGACAGACUCACUGAUGAUCCCGAGCUGCACGUUGAAGAGAUGGUACAGCUGUUGCGGGAGAAGUUCGACGUCGAGAUCUCGCAUAGCGCACUCGGUCGAGCUUUGAAGGACUGGCCGCGAAAGAAAAUGCGUCGCAUCGCCCAGCAGCGAGACGAAGAUCUUCGAGACUAUUAUCUAUACACACUGGCAAAACUUCAAGUCGAGUCUUUCCAUAUCGUUUACUUUGAUGAGUCAGGCUGUGAUACUCAAGUCUGCCACCGUCGCUCAGGCCGGGCACCAAAGGGCAAAACACCCAUAAAAUACAACAAGUUGAAGCGCGGGAGGCGCUGGCAGAUACUGCCAGCCUUUACCCAGAACGGUGUACUCAUGUACCGGGUAUACCAGGGCCCGACUGACAAGUAUUUGAUCGAAGACUUCAUGACCGAACUUCUGCAUUUUUGCGAACCAUUUCCUGGACGAAAUUCGGUCAUAAUCAGGGACAAUGCAUCAGUCCAUCGCUCGCCAAAAAUCAAGAAAAUGUGCGACGAGGCAGGUGUGCUAUAUGUUGAGCUGUCUCCAUAUUCUCCGGAUUUUAAUCCAAUUGAGGAGUAUUUUUCCAACCUCAAGACCUUCAUCAAGAAGGCAUAUAGAGAAAACCAUCAGGCCGCGGAGUACGAUUUCGGCUUCUUUUUGAAGUGGUGUGUCGAGGUGGUUGGAGAUGAUGAUGAGUUGGCUAAGCGGCUGUUUCACCAUGCUGGAAUCCCCAUCACAUAUCCGGAGUACUAA
Akanthomyces muscarius is the source of this 834-nucleotide messenger RNA. RefSeq lists its product as uncharacterized. Lineage: Eukaryota; Fungi; Ascomycota; Sordariomycetes; Hypocreales; Cordycipitaceae. Gene Ontology annotation, molecular function: nucleic acid binding. The transcript has a single exon. The coding region runs from base 1 to 834 and encodes 277 amino acids. The record is from RefSeq and is a predicted model, not a curated record.